Dreissena polymorpha is the source of this 668-nucleotide messenger RNA. Its product is annotated as retina and anterior neural fold homeobox protein 2-like. Lineage: Eukaryota; Metazoa; Mollusca; Bivalvia; Myida; Dreissenidae. The record is from RefSeq and is a predicted model, not a curated record. Bases 72 to 668 code for a protein of 198 amino acids. Gene Ontology annotation, molecular function: RNA polymerase II transcription regulatory region sequence-specific DNA binding; DNA-binding transcription factor activity, RNA polymerase II-specific. Gene Ontology annotation, biological process: regulation of transcription by RNA polymerase II. The transcript has 6 exons.
UGGAAAAACAAGGCGAUGCAUGUAAUGAGCGGUCGUAUCAAUUCGAAGGGAAUAUUGCAUGAAGAAAAAUCAUGGAUGUACUGUAUAGGAAUAUAACAACUAUUUCUCAAUGUGCACCGGAAGCCACAGCAGAAGGACAUCCGUCGAAUGAGUAUAUGCAGAAUGCAAAUGGACAAACGACAUCUGCUGUAUCUACAAAACAUCGGAAACUUAGAAGAAUCCGCCAGAGAACCACUUUUACCACAGGCCAACUGAAGACGCUUGAAGGCGCAUUUCAACAAGCGCCUUACCCGAACAUCAUUGUCAGAGAGGCUCUUGCACGGCAACUUAUGCUGGACGAAACGAGGGUGCAGAUUUGGUUCCAAAACCGACGGGCAAAGUGGCGGAAAGGGCAACCGUCAAAACAGGAGAUUUCACUCGAUGAUACAAAUUCUGCAUCGGGCACAGGCAAAGACUCGAAGAAAUCGGAUAAACAAGCACUUUUCAUUCCCGUACCGGAACCGGCAAUGUUCAGCUCGCAUACUCCCUGGUGGUUCCCUAUACCCGUUCAUCACCACAAUCUUGUCGUGUUUCCUGUAUUUUCGCCAAGCUGCUACGCAAACGCCAAAAGCGUUCCGAUUAGGAUCCUAAUUUCUGAUUGGCUGAAAUCGAGGUUCAUGGAGGGCUGA